Messenger RNA from Aureococcus anophagefferens, 906 nucleotides. RefSeq lists its product as hypothetical. The record is from RefSeq and is a predicted model, not a curated record. The coding region runs from base 1 to 906 and encodes 301 amino acids. The transcript has a single exon. Lineage: Eukaryota; Pelagophyceae; Pelagomonadales; Pelagomonadaceae.
AUGCUCGUGCAGGUGAGCUUCGGCUACUGGCGCCUCUGCGCCCGGGCGCGGCGCGCGGCCGCGACUCCCGUCGCCGCGGCGCCGCUGCCGGGCGACGCGCUGCUCUCCGUCGUCAUCCCCGCCUACCGCGAGGCCGCGACCAUCGAGGCGACGCUGCGGCGCGUGCUGUCCGCGGCGGCGGACCCGCGGCGCGUCGAGGUCGUCGUCGUCGACGCCGGCGGCGGCGACGGCACCAUGGCCGCGGCGCGCGCCGUCGCGGCGGACCUCGCGCCGACGCUCCGCGUCGACUGCGCGCCGUCGUCGCGGGGCGGCCGGGGCCCGGCCGUCGCCGCCGGCGCGCGCGCGGCGCGCGGCGCCGCGCUCCUCGUGCUCCACGGCGACACGCGCCUGCCGUCGGGCUUCGACGCGGACGUCCUGGCCGCUUUGCGGGAUCCGAAGACGUUGGCCACGUGCUUCCGCUUCGGCGUCGACCGCCUCGCCCUCGACGGCGCCCUAAAGUCGCCGCGCGGGUCGCUGUUGCGCCGGCUCCAGGAGCUGCCCUUCGCCGUCAUGGAGGCCACCGUCGCGUUGCGGUCGCGCGUCCUGCAGCUGCCCUUCGGCGACCAGGCGCUGGCCCUCCGGCGCGACACCUUCGAGGCGCUCGGCGGCUUCGACGACCUCGCCAAACUGCCCAUCCUCGAGGACUUCCUCCUCGUCCACAAGUUACGGGUGGCGGGCGCGCGCGGGUUCGGGACCAUCGCGAACCUUUCCACGACGGCGCACUGCCACCCGCGGCGCUGGCUCGCGAAGCCCGUCUGGCGCGUCAACUGGACGAACCAGCGCGUCAUGGUCCUCUUCACCUAUUUCGGCUACACGCCCCUCGACAUCUACGAGCUCUACUACGGCACGCGCGACGGCGCGACGUGA